AAAAAAAAAAAAAAAUGUAUUUAAAAAUCUUGUAAGGAUUGUACAAAUCUUAAAAAAUAAAAUAUUCCAAUUAAUAAUUUGACUUUCUGAAAAAUUCAAUAUAAUCUUUCGUUUAAAUAAGUAUGAUAAAUUUCUGUGAUAAAUAAAGAUAAUUUCGUGGUGGGAGAAAAUCGUGUUGUAUUCAAUACCCAAGAUACUAAAGUGCAAUCAACAACCAAUAAAUGCCCCAUAUAUUUUGUUUCACUGUCGCUUCGAUCGUCGCAUUCGUGUCAUUUCCUUGUACGCUGAAUAUUAAUUUCUACUGUCGUAGUGUUCAGAAAAUUUCCAAGUGUGAAUAAUUCGAUCGAUUAAUUUCCUCCAAAAAGUAGUGUGUUUAAAUAACGUUUACCUUUACUCUUUAUUCAUACAAUUGAACCAUGACUGCAAUUAAAAAGUCUUUAGGAAAAUUAAACGCUGGAAUUAUCACAACGUGUAUCGUAGGUCUUGCUGGUUCUUAUUAUGCGUACUAUGUGGAAUUAGCAAAAGAAGAGGAUGAUUUAUAUGAGGCAAUGUGCGAUAUUAGCGAACACGUUAGCUGUACCAAAGCAUUUUCCUCCGAGUAUAUCAAAUAGAUGGAUGACAUCAGCCAUUGUCGUAACAUUAGGAAUUUGUGCGAACCUUGGCACGAUUUACCUGGCAUAUAUUUUGUACAAAUUAAGCAAUAUCUGCGUAGUCUGUGUUAGUCUUUAUGUGGUAAAUGCUAUUCUUUUAAUACUUGCUGUUAAAAAGCAUGAAAAACUGUGUCGAAAAAAUGGCACAAAUAAAAAGAAAAAAUCAAAGUAAAUAUGAACAUUUUCAAGAUCUAAAACUACUAGAAAUCUUCCAAUUUUUGUUGGAGAGUUGCUAAGAGCUAGAUUAAUCAUGAUAAUAUAUAAUAUAUAAUAUUUACUUAGCAUCUUGAUUUAUUAA
Heterotrigona itama is the source of this 948-nucleotide messenger RNA. The record is from the annotation of a GenBank genome assembly. Lineage: Eukaryota; Metazoa; Arthropoda; Insecta; Hymenoptera; Apidae.